GUUAUAUGCCACACCAAACCAUUACCCAAACGCUUUCCCAAAAGAACUAACAAGCAAAGCAAACAAAUAAACACGUUGCCUUCAUCAUCAUCAGAGAAAAAACCUUUGCCCAACUUGUCUAAAACUUGCGUUCACUUUUCGUUUUAGCACUUUCCCUACUCUUCCCCGCAGCUUAUCAUCUCAGCAAGUUACCUUUUUUUGAAUCUGUUAAUCUUUAUCUCUGAUUCUUUCUGCUUGUUUAGUUUUAACUUUUUGAAGGUUUUUUUAUUGGGUAGUUUCUUGUAAGAUUGGAAAUAGGAAAAAAAAAAAGUGGGUCAGUGUUUUAGAUUUGGGUAAUUGAUAAUUGGGUUCCCCCCCUUUCUCGCAAGUUAAUUUGGCAUGUGGGUUGCGCUUAAUUGGAAUCAUGGAUGUGUCGGUGUACUGUUUUUGGACUUUUGGGGGAGAACUGAAGCUGAUUAGUUAUAAUUUGAUGGUAUAAUUUGUUUUUUUUUUGGGGGGGGGGGUUGGAGCUUUGAUCUGUAGCUGGAAUAGGGUUAAAGUUGUGGUUUAUUUUUGUUAAAAUUAUAAGUUCUAUUAGGUUCACUUUACUGGGUUUCGGAUCUUCUGGUUAUUUGGGUUUUAGAAAAAUGGAGGUUAGAGUUGGAAACGAAGCUCGUCCAUUUUAUGGUAUGAUGAAUCCGGUGGGUUUGCCGGCAGUUGGGAAAAGGACAUUGGAGUGGGAUUUGAAUGAUUGGAAAUGGGAUGGUGACCUUUUCAUAGCUAGCUCUAUAAAUCCAGUGUCUGCUGAUAGCAUGGGAAGGCAAUUUUUUCCAAUCGGGUCUGGGAUUCCAGGGAAUUCGUCUAAUAGUUCAUCUUCAUGCUCUGAAGAAGUGAAUCCGGAAACUGAGAAAGGGAAAAGGGAAUUAGAAAAGAAAAGGAGGGUUAUUGUGGUUGAAGAUGACCUUCCGAAUCAAGAAGCAGGUUCCCUCAGUUUAAAGCUCGGUUCCCAAGGUGGCCAUGGUUAUCCAGUUAGUCAAAGGGGGAUGAGAAAUUGGGAAGGAACUAAUGGGAAGAAGACUAAGUUGAGUGGAGGUUCUGGGAAUCGUGCAGUUUGUCAGGUUGAGGACUGUGGGGCUGAUCUGAGCCAUGCCAAGGAUUAUCAUAGACGGCAUAAGGUUUGUGAGAUGCAUUCCAAAGCUAGUAAGGCACUGGUUGGAAAUGUCAUGCAGCGAUUUUGUCAGCAGUGCAGUAGGUUUCAUGUCCUUCAAGAGUUCGAUGAAGGUAAGAGAAGCUGUCGCAGACGUUUGGCUGGCCAUAAUAAAAGGAGGAGGAAAACAAAUCCUGAUGCCAUUGUCAAUAGCAAUUCGUUGAAUGAUGAGCAGACUAGUGGUUAUCUAUUGUUAAGUCUUUUGAGGAUACUUUCUAACAUGCAUUCUAACAGAUCUGAUCAGACCACAGAUCAGGAUUUGCUUACUCAUCUUCUAAGGAGCCUUGCAAGCCGUACUGGUGAACAAGGGGGGAAAAACAUGUCUGGGCUUUUGCCAGAAGCUUGUGAUUUAGAAGCUGUUUCAGCUUUAUUUUCGAAUGGCCAAGGCCCUCCUCGGCCUUUCAAGCACCACAUAACUGGAACUGCAUCACAGAUUCCACAUACAGGAAGACAAUCUUGUGAUACUAAAGGUGCUGAAGUGCCAAGCAAUACAGCUGGAGCAGUCAAGAUAAAUAAUUUUGAUUUGAAUGACAUAUACAUUGACUCAGAUGAUGAGACAGAUGGCAUAGAGAGGUCACUUGCACCUGUGAAUGCAGGGACUGGCUCCCUUGAUUGCCCUUCAUGGGUCCAGCAAGAUUCUCAUCAAUCAAGUCCACCCCAGACCAGUCGGAAUUCAGAUUCAGCCUCUGCCCAAUCACCUUCUAGUUCCAGUGGUGAUGUUCAGAGCCGUACAGAUAGGAUUGUGUUUAAGUUAUUUGGUAAGGAACCAAAUGAUUUUCCUCUGGUCUUGCGAGCACAGAUUCUUGACUGGCUAUCACAUAGUCCCACUGACAUCGAGAGCUAUAUUAGGCCUGGCUGCAUUGUUCUGACAAUUUACCUUCGUCAAGCUGAGGCUGCAUGGGAUGAACUUCGCUAUGAUCUGAGUUUCAGUUUGAGUCGGCUUCUGCAUUGUUCAGAUGACACUUUCUGGAGGACUGGAUGGAUAUGUAUAAGGGUGCUAGAUCAAAUAGCAUUCAUUUAUAAUGGUCAGGUUGUCGUAGAUACAUCUUUACCUCUCGGAAGCAAUCAUUAUAGUAAAAUUAUGAGUGUCAAACCAAUUGCAAUAUCUGCAACUGAGAGAGCUCAAUUUUCAGUCAAAGGCAUCAACCUGUCUCAGCCAGCCACAAGGUUGCUCUGUGCAGUAGAAGGGAAGUAUCUGGUACAGGAAGCUACUCAUGAGUUGAUGGAUGACAGUGAUGAUUUGAAGGAGCAAGACGAGCUUGAGUGUAUUAACUUUUCUUGCUCCAUCCCUAAUGUGAUUGGAAGAGGAUUCAUUGAGAUUGAAGACCAUUGUCUUAAUAGCAGUUUCUUCCCUUUCUUAGUUGCUGAGGAUGAUGUUUGUUUAGAGAUUCGAAUGCUGGAGUCUGUGCUGGAGACUACUGACACAGAUGCAGAUAUUGGCAGAUGUGGAAAAAUGGAAGCCAAAAAUCAAGCCAUGGAUUUCAUUCAUGAAGUUGGUUGGCUUCUUCAUAGAAGUCAAUUGAAAUCUAGAUUGGGCCACUUGGAUCCUAACCCGGAACUGUUUCCACUAAGGCGUUUCAAGUGGCUUAUGGAGUUCUCUAUGGACCAUGAAUGGUGUGCUGUAGUGAAGAAACUCUUAAAUAUUCUUCUUGAUGGAAUAGUCAGUUCAGGGGAACAUCCUUCCCUUAACCUUGCUUUAACAGAGAUGGGUCUUCUUCACAGAGCUGUUAGGAAAAAUUGUAGACCUCUAGUGGAGCUCCUUUUAAGAUUUGUCCCUGAGAAGACUUCAGAUAGAUUAGGAUUUGAAAACGAGACAGUAGCUGAUGGUGUUCAUAAAAGCUACUUGUUUAGACCUGAUGUCAUAGGCCCUGCUGGUUUGACCCCUCUUCACAUUGCAGCGGGUAAAGAUGGUUCUGAGGAUUUGCUGGAUGCAUUGACUGAUGAUCCUGGAAAGGUUGGCAUUGAUGCUUGGAAAAAUGCUCGAGACAGCACCGGUUCUACACCUGAAGAUUACGCUCGCUUGCGUGGCCAUUACUCUUACAUCCACCUGGUACAGAAGAAAAUUAAUAAGAGACCACCUUCUGGGCAUGUGGUCGUCGAUAUUCCAAGUGCCGUCUCUGACUGUAGCACAAACCAGAAGCCAAACAACGAGUCAACCUCCAGCUUUGAGAUUGGACAGCUUGAAUUGAGAUCCAUAAAGCGAAAUUGCAAGCUUUGUGAUCAAAAGCUUGCAUAUGGAUAUGGAACAGCCAACAGGUCAUUGGUGUACAGGCCUGCAAUGCUUUCAAUGGUAGCAGUUGCCGCUGUAUGCGUCUGUGUUGCCCUACUAUUUAAGAGCUGUCCCGAAGUUCUAUACAUCUUCCGUCCCUUCAGGUGGGAAUUGUUGGACUACGGAACAAGCUGAGGUCCAGCAACUCGCCCUAAGUCGGUAACCUUUAAUAGGUGGUGUUUGUAUUUGUAAUAUGUUUGUAAUAGACUGCAAAGCUGGGAUCUGGUGUAUAACACCAGUGUUUGGACUGAGUCUCAGACACGGUAGUCUCGUCGGCAUAUAUAUUAUUUGUUGUUCAAUCAUCAAUGUAACGUUUAUCCAGGGUAUAACAUGAUAACACAUGCAUAGUUCUCCCUCUGGAGUCUGAGGUUCAUGUCUUCAACGUUUGAUAAUGGGAGAUGUAGCAUUGUAACCAUUAACAAUAAAAAUCUGUGUUGUUGCAGCUGAAAUGAAUAUCUGUUUUCUUGUUUUA
Messenger RNA from Gossypium raimondii (Peruvian cotton), 3927 nucleotides. RefSeq names its product squamosa promoter-binding-like protein 1. The transcript has 10 exons. The record is from RefSeq and is a predicted model, not a curated record. Lineage: Eukaryota; Viridiplantae; Streptophyta; Magnoliopsida; Malvales; Malvaceae. Gene Ontology annotation, molecular function: DNA binding. Gene Ontology annotation, cellular component: nucleus. The coding region runs from base 627 to 3590 and encodes 987 amino acids.